This is a messenger RNA of Trichoderma reesei QM6a, 2055 nucleotides long. RefSeq names its product glycoside hydrolase family 20. NCBI's taxonomy places the organism in Eukaryota, Fungi, Ascomycota, Sordariomycetes, Hypocreales, Hypocreaceae. The record is from RefSeq and is a predicted model, not a curated record. Gene Ontology annotation, molecular function: hydrolase activity, hydrolyzing O-glycosyl compounds. Bases 1 to 2055 code for a protein of 684 amino acids. The transcript has 3 exons. Gene Ontology annotation, biological process: carbohydrate metabolic process.
AUGCGAUUUCUCGUGGUAAUCACGAGCUUGGCUGCCCUGGCACGCGCCCAGCUGCUGGGAAUACCGACCGUGCCAUUCGACAUCUCCUCUGACCAAACCUUCGACUUGAGCAAGGUCCACGCCGUUGUUGUCGACAUCGCCCACUCGUCAACCCGCAAUGAAGAUGGCCUCACCUUGAUUCCUCCUACCCUGUGGGGGUUUGCAGAGACAUUUCGAAACGAUCUGGCCGGCAUCGGAAUCAACACCGUCUUGCUCCCUGGAUCCAACGCCAUUAGAGAUUCCAUCUACCUCACGCUGGACCACGACAAGGCACAGUUUCUCAACGCCGCGGGAAAUAAGACUUCAGAGGGCUAUCGUCUUACCGUGACUUCUACAGGCGUGACUGUCAGCGGUGCCAGCCCCCUUGGAGCUUGGUGGGGGACGCGAACAAUCUUGCAGCAGGCGUUGAUCAACGACAAGAAGCUCAAGCUGGGGACGGGAAUCGACUCUCCUGGAUGGUCAGAGAGAGGCAUGAUGCAAAACGUCUUCCAUCUUCACCUCAGCGACCACGUCUGGGACCCCGCCAAGCUCGGCUCUCACGAGCUCGCCCUCCAGCUCUACGCGGCGUUUCGAGUCGGUUCUGCCGACCCAGAAGUUGCUGGCCUCGCCCGCCCCGUCAACGAGACAUACAGCCCGUCCGAGUUCGACAAGCUGCAGCAAAGUUGUGCUCGUCGUGGCGUGACCAUCCUGCCUGAGCUCGAGUCGCCGGGACACUCCAUGGCGACGACCGACUGGAGGCCCGAGAUUGCGCUCGCCGACUUUAGCAUGCUCAACCUGAGCCAUCCGGAGACGCUUCCCACGGUCAAGUCGUACUGGAAGGCCGUCAUCAACAACUUCCACUCCAAGGUUGUCCAUAUAGGGGCAGACGAAUACGACAGCAACUUCAUCAACGAGUACAGCACGUUUGUCAACGAGAUGAGCGCCUACAUCCGGUCCAUCUCUGGGAAGAGCACUCGCAUCUGGGGCACGUUCCCGCCCUCGUCAGCCCCUGGCGCCGUCAAUGUUGACAAGGACGUAACGAUCCAGCAUUGGCAGAUUGGCCAGGACAAUGGCCUCUUUGACUUUAUCGACAAGGGAUAUAGUAUCGUCAACAGCGACGACUACUUUUACCUCGAUCUCAAGUAUUCCGAUGGCAACGUGUACCCCAAGGAGCUCGAUAUCCAGCGUGUCUUUCAUGGCGCCCCCGACGGCAGUGCGUUUGCACCCAAUAUCCUAGACAAUGCCAACGCGACGAACAACCCUCCUCGAGAUAGCCCCAACGUGCUCGGCCACCUGGCUGUAGUAUGGAACGACUGGGGCCCCAAUGCGAGCACCUACCACGAGGCCUACUACAUGGUCCGCAACGGCUUGCCAGCUCUGGCUGACAAGCAAUGGGGUGGCUCGCUGCAGGAGAAGGACUACGCCAGCCUAUUCGCGACUCUGCAGCCAGCGGUGCCAGACCAGAACCUCGACCAGCGAAUUCCCUCCAAGGGCUCGACCAUUGUAUCGUACAGCUUCGGCCGCGGUAGCCUCUUGUCGGCGGUUGCUGUCCUCGAUGGCUCUGGAAACAACUAUCACGGGCAUCUCAAAAACGGCGCGUAUGUGAGCGGCGGUGCUCUGCAGCUCAAUGGCCGAGGAGCCCAUCUCAGGACUCCUCUGACAAGCAAGGGACGCAACUACACGCUUUCCUUCUCGGUGCUUCCCAAGGCUCAUGGUGGAACGCUCUUCUCUGGCCCGGACAGCAGCUUUCUCAACGGCAACGGCACGUCGACCAAACUUAUGCUCGUGUCCCAUAACAUUGCGUAUCCAGUCAACCUGACGUUGCCUCUCAAUGAAUGGAGCGACGUCACGGUUCAAGGCAUCGGUCCGCAGACGUUUAUUUCUGUGGGCAAGCAGCGCCAGGAGGUGACGAUCCUGAUGGGCAUUUGGGGAGGAUACAUGCAGGAGGGACCGAUGGCGAUUGAGGCGCCGAUUCAGACGAUUGGACAGGGCUUUAAUGGACAGAUGAAGGAUAUCAAGCUCUCAAGUGAAGUAUAA